AUGGUCGCAUCCAAAGAUUCUUGGCUGCAAAAAGCCGACAUCACAGCCUCCAAGCUCCUCUUCUACUUCGUCUUCUGGGGGAUGCAUUUUGGUCUUUUUGCCGUGGGAUGGUACCUCCAAACAUCAAGUUCCAAACUGGCAUCUCUUAAUGUACUCCAGUAUUCGGUCUGGAUCUCUCGAGGCGCCGGACUGGCGCUCUCAGUCGAUGGAACCUUGAUUCUUCUUCCCAUGUGUCACAACGUGCUUCGGUGGCUCAGACCGCAGAUUCGAUGGUUGCCGCUCGACGAGUCUGCAUGGUUUCAUCGCCAGGUCGCGUAUGCGCUGCUUGUUUUUACGGGGCUCCAUGUCGCAGCUCACUAUGUCAACUUCUAUAAUAUCGAGAAGAACCAAGUUCGCCCUGAGCUAGCAGUUCAAAUUCACUUCACCCAGGCUGGUGGUAUCACUGGCCAUGUCAUGCUCUUGUGCAUGAUGCUGAUGUAUACUACUGCGCAUCAUCGCAUUCGCCAACAGGCAUACGAGACAUUCUGGUACACGCAUCAUCUGUUCAUCCCGUUUAUGCUCGCAUUCUACACCCAUGCCACGGGCUGCUUUGUGCGAGACACCACCGACCCCUUUUCACCAUUUGCAGGACAGCCGUUCUGGGACCACUGCCUUGGUUAUGAGGGGUGGAGAUGGGAGCUGGUCGCCGGCGUGUUGUAUCUUCUCGAGAGACUCUACCGCGAGAUUCGGUCUCGGCGGGAGACUGUCAUCACGAAGGUGAUUCGUCACCCGUACGAUGCAAUGGAAAUCCAAUUCCACAAACCCAGCAUGAAAUACAAGCCCGGCCAGUGGAUUUUCCUCCAGGUCCCCGACGUUUCCAAUACCCAAUGGCAUCCAUUCACGAUCACAUCCUGUCCCUUCGAUCAGUAUGUGAGCGUACACGUCCGCCAGGUCGGAGACUUCACGCGAGCCCUCGGAGAUGCCCUCGGAUGCGGACCGGCGCAGGCCCAAGACCUGGAAGGUCUCGAUCCGUUGGGUAUGUACGAGGUGGCGCUGCAGAACGGCCAAAUGAUGCCGUCGAUACGCGUGGAUGGGCCGUACGGAGCACCGGCCGAAGACGUAUUCGAGAACGAAAUCGCCGUGAUGAUCGGCACAGGCAUCGGGGUCACGCCGUGGGCCUCAAUCCUGAAAAACAUCUGGCACCUGCGGUCGAGCCCGAACCCGCCGCGUCGUCUGCGCCGUGUCGAGUUCAUCUGGAUCUGCAAGAACACCUCGACCUUUGAGUGGUUUCAGGCGCUACUCUCCUCGCUGGAAGCCCAGUCCGCCGAAGCCGCCACCAACGAGGGCCAGGCUGAAUUCCUGCGCAUCCACACCUAUCUCACCCAGCGGCUGGACGACGACACUGCUGCCAACAUCUACCUCAAUUCCGUAGGCCAGGCGCUGGACCCACUCACCGAACUGCGCAGUCGCAUGAAUUUCGGUCGUCCGGAUUUCAAGCGCCUGUUCACUGCCAUGCACCUCGGCUUGCUGGACCAGUCCUACAUGAGCGGUCUGCAGAAUGCAUCGACAACGGAAAUUGGUGUGUAUUUCUGUGGACCCAACACUGCGGCGCGCCAGAUCAGCAAUGCGGCCAAAUCGUCGUCGACUAAAGACGUCAAGUUCAAGUUCUGGAAGGAAAACUUUUAA
Messenger RNA from Penicillium alfredii, 1665 nucleotides. RefSeq names its product putative NADPH oxidase (NoxA). The transcript is spliced from 4 exons. Gene Ontology annotation, cellular component: NADPH oxidase complex; plasma membrane. Gene Ontology annotation, biological process: defense response; superoxide anion generation. The coding region runs from base 1 to 1665 and encodes 554 amino acids. The record is from RefSeq and is a predicted model, not a curated record. NCBI's taxonomy places the organism in Eukaryota, Fungi, Ascomycota, Eurotiomycetes, Eurotiales, Aspergillaceae. Gene Ontology annotation, molecular function: superoxide-generating NAD(P)H oxidase activity.